UGCCUUCCGAAACGGACGCGCGCGCUCCAACAGAAAAAAUCACAUCGACGAUGCCGAUACCCAACUUGUUCCCCACACCAAAAAAUAUCAGUGAAUCCUCUUGUGAUGCGAAACUUUUAUGAACACGAGUGUACACAAGUGUGUCAAGUGACCGUAAAUUUUGUAACGGGAAUGUUGUACCGGAAUGAAAAUUUCUUUCAAACUUACGCGCCGGGAUUAAAUAAGAUUUAUAUAUGAAAACAACGGAGAUUUUCUAGUUAAUUUUAGAUGUUCCUCGCUCAUUAUGCUCAGUCAAGUAAUCCAAGCACGCGUUACUAAAGUCACAAGUGCCGUACGAUUUAAGCGCCAAACAUUGGUUAAGGAUGAAAUAAAAAUAGAUGAACAUUAAGUAGGAACUUUAAUAUAUGAAGUGACAUUCGUUUUAACCAAGUGUCAUAAAACUAUUUGUCAGCGCGUUAAUUACGAAGUAGAAUAAAUGUUGACGUAUUUAGUAGGAAGUAGUAUGAUAGUUGUAAAAGCGAAUAAAUUGUGACAAGAUGUGUAGCUAUUUAGUCAUUAGAAGAUAGACUUUGAAUGGUACGAUAAUAGGAACAAUAAAUUACAGUGUUAAGUGAUGAUGAAAAGAAGAAGAGUGUCAAAUUAAAUAGUAUAUAUUUAUAAAUAAUAUAAUAUAGACAAAAUGGCCGGGGAAUUGAAGAGGAUAAAGAGGCAUUCAUAUAUAUUGAAUGCAAUACUGCUAUUCAUCUCAAUGAUUUAUGGAGCGGGUGGCCUCCGUACCACGGAACUGCGCAUCACGCCGCGGGUCGUACAGCGAGGCAAGAACGUCACAAUGUCUUGCCUAUUCCCACCUCACGAGUAUGGAGUGUACUCGGUUAAGUGGUACAAGGGAACUCAGGAGUUCUACCGGUACUCACCGCUAGAUUCACCCCAGAUAAGGCUGCUACCAGUCAAUGGGAUUAAAGUUGAUAGGUUAAGGUCGAAUGAGACACACGUAUUUUUAAUUCGGGUAGGGGCGAACCUCAGCGGCAACUACACGUGCGAGGCAAUACACAACUCACAUGCCUACCCUCAGUACAUGGCCUCAGCGAGGCUUGAUGUUGUUGCUGUAGGAGGUCUUCGAGCAACAGAUCUUCGGAUAUCCCCUCCAGUGGUGCAGAGAGGGAACGACACGACUCUAGCAUGUCUGUACGAGCUGACAGACGCGCCCCUAUACUCCGUGAAGUGGUAUAGAGGGCGCCACGAGUUCUACCGCUACUCUCCCACAGAGAAUCCUACUACGAAGAUAUUUCCCUUCGCUGGAAUCAAUGUUGAUUUGGCGAGGUCCAAUCAGAGUCAAGUGGUGCUAACCAGGGUCAGUUUCGGUCUAUCCGGUAACUUCAGCUGCGAGGUAACAGCAGACGCGCCUUCCUUCGCCACCUCUAUAGUUUCUAACACUAUGGAGGUAGUUGCUCUCCCGCCAUCUUUGCCGGUAAUACAGACGGACAAGCACUACUACGGCCCAGGCGACGUGCUCCACGCCAACUGCACGUCAGGACCAAGUCGACCACCAGCCGACCUCGUGUUCUUACUCAAUGACAUACCUCAUGAAGCAGACGCUCACCAAGUCCACCCAGCACCGGAGGGACUCUUCCGUUCCGAGAUUUACAGCAGUAUACAGCUGUGGCCAGCCCACUAUGAACGUGGAGCUCCCAUACUGCGCUGUCAAGCCAAGAUCGUAGACCUUUACAAAGAUGAUGCAGCUGUUGCAUUGUAUUCAGGGAAUAGCCACCCUAAAAUUGAGAGAGUUACAUCACCGGGGUCAGCAGGCAGCCUACAAGUGUGCCAAUUUUUACUAUUACUGCAAAUAAUUGUUUGGGCAAACAAUACUUAGGUACAAUAAAUUAUUAUAAAUAUAAAAUAAAAAUUGUAUAAAUUAUAAAAUAAUUGAUAAAUUAUAAAUAGGUAGAUGUAUUCGAUAAAGUCGGAUGAAAUUGUGAAUUUAAAUGAAAAAAAUAGUUAAUUGUACCUAACGAGCUAAUGACUAUGCCAAAGAAUGUAAAGACUAAGAUAUUGUUGAUUUAAUACAAAUUAUAUAUAUGUCAA
Molecule: messenger RNA, 2082 nt
Organism: Spodoptera litura
Lineage: Eukaryota; Metazoa; Arthropoda; Insecta; Lepidoptera; Noctuidae
Source: RefSeq, a predicted model, not a curated record